AUGAGUGACCACACCUUGCCUCCUCUUCCCGUCCCGGGCACCAACAGCACGGAGCAGGCCAGCGUCCCCAAAGCCAUGGCAGCCACGCUGGGAGCCAGCACACCCCCCAGGCCCCAGGCCAGGAGCAUAGCUGGGGUGUAUGUGGAGGCCUCAGGCCAGGCCCAGAGUGUCUACAUUGCCAUGGAGCAGGGCCUUCUGCCUCCUGGGCUUGGGCUGGCUCUGCUAGAGGCCCAGGCGGCCACCGGGGGUCUGGUGGAUCCCACUCAGGGCCAGCUGCUCUCUGUGUCCAAGGCCCUGCAGCAGGGCCUGGUGGGGCUGGAGCUGAAGGAGAAGCUGCUGACCGCUGAGCGUGCCGCUACGGGCUACCCUGACCCCUACGGGGGUGAGAAGCUGGCCCUCUUUCAGGCCAUCGGGAAGGAGGUUGUGGACAGGGCCCUGGGGCAGAGCUGGCUGGAGGCCCAGCUGGCCACUGGGGGCCUGGUGGAUCCCGCCCGGGGCGUGCUUGUGGCCCCUGAGCCAGCCUGCCACCAGGGCCUCCUGGACCGGGAGACAUGGCACAAGCUGUCAGAGCUUGAGGCUGGCACAGGUGUCCUGCGCUUCGUUGACCCCAACACGCUGGAGCAGCUGACAUACCACCAGCUGCUGAAAAGGUGUGUGCAGGCCCCCGGCUCGGGGCUAGCCCUGCUGCCCCUCAAGAUCACCUUCCGCUCUGAGGGCGGGGCAGUGAGUGCAGCUGAGUUGCUGGAGGUGGGCAUCCUAGACGAGGAGACUGUACGGGGUCUGCAGGAGGGCAGGCUGGCCACAGCGGACGUGAGUGCACGUGCCGAGGUGCGGCGCUACCUGGAGGGUACCGGCAGUGUGGCUGGGGUUGUCCUGCUGCCCGAAGGCCAAAAGAAGAGCUUCUUCCAAGCUGCUACCGAGCACCUGCUCCCAAUGGGCACUGCACUGCCACUCCUAGAGGCCCAGGCUGCCACCCACACCCUAGUGGACCCCACCACAGGCCAGCGGCUGUGGGUAGAUGAGGCAGUCAGGGUGGGCCUGGUCAGCCCAGAACUCCACGAGCAGCUCCUGGUGGCCGAGCAGGCCAUGACAGGGUACCACGACCCCUUCAGUGGCUCCCAAAUCCCCCUCUUCCAGGCCAUGAAGAAGGGGCUAGUGGACAGGCCACUGGCACUGCGGCUCCUGGAUGCCCAGUUGGCCACAGGCGGGCUGGUCUGUCCAGCACACAGGCUCCGGCUGCCCCUGGAGGCCGCCCUGCGCUGCGGCUGCCUGGAUGAAGACACUCAGCGACAGCUCUCGCAGGCUGGCGGCUUCUCAGACCCUGGCACGCACGGUGGCCUGCGCUAUGAACAGCUGCUGGCCCGCUGUGUCACUGACCCAGAGACUGGGCUCGCCUUCCUGCCGCUUUCAGGGGGACCCCGGGGAGGGGAGCCCCAGGGACCCCCAUUCAUCAAGUACAGCACUAGGCAGGCCCUGAAUGCAGCCACAACCACCGUCUCCGUGGGGAAGUUCCGGGGCUGGCCCGUGUCCCUCUGGGAGCUGCUCUUCUCUGAGGCCAUCCCCGCAGAGCAGAGGGCAAUGCUGGCCCAGCAGCACCAGGAAGGGACCCUCUCCGUGGAGAAGAUGGCCAUUGAGCUGAGCGCCACCCUCGAGCAGGCUGCAGCCACUGCCAGGGUCACCUUUUCUGGGCUGAGGGACACUGUGACACCAGGAGAGCUGCUGAAAGCCGAGAUCAUCGACCAGGACCUGUACGAGCGGCUGGAACAUGGACAGGCCACAGCCCAGGAUGUGGGCAGCCUGGCCUCGGUGCAGAGGUACCUGCAGGGCACAGGCUGCAUUGCUGGCCUGCUGCUCCCUGGCUCCCAGGAACGCCUGAGCAUCUAUGAGGCCCGACGCAAGGGGCUCCUCCGGCCCGGCACUGCCCUCAUCCUUCUGGAGGCACAAGCUGCCACGGGCUUCAUCAUCGACCCGAAAGCAAACAAGGGGCACUCCGUUGAGGAGGCACUGAGGGCUGGUGUCAUUGGGCCCGAUGUGUUCGCGAAGCUGCUGUCGGCCGAGCGCGCUGUCACCGGCUACACCGACCCCUACACCGGGCAGCGAAUCUCUCUCUUCCAGGCCAUGCAGAAGGACCUCAUCGUCCGGGAGCACGGCAUCCGCCUGCUGGAGGCCCAGAUUGCCACGGGCGGCGUCAUUGACCCCGUGCACAGCCACCGCGUGCCUGUGGACGUGGCCUACCGGCGUGGCUACUUCGAUCAGAUGCUGAACUUGAUCCUGUUGGACCCUUCUGAUGACACCAAGGGCUUCUUCGACCCCAACACACAUGAGAACCUCACGUACCUGCAGCUUCUGGAGCGCUGCGUGCAUGACCCCGAGACGGGCCUGUACCUCCUGCCACUUAGCGGCACGCAGUCCCCGCUAGUGGAUGGUGCCACCCGGCAGGCCUUCCAGAACCUGCUGCUCUCUGUGAAGUACGGGCGGUUUCGGGGGCAGAGGGUCUCUGCGUGGGAGCUGGUCAACUCUGAGUACUUCAGCGAGGGCCGCAGGAGGCAGCUGCUGCGUGGCUACCGGCGGCGUGAGGUCACGCUGGGGCAGGUGGCACAGCUGCUGGAGGCGGAGACGCAGAGACAGGCGGACGUCAUGCUGCCCACGCUGCGGGGCCAGGUCACCGUCCACCAGCUCCUGGAGGCCUGUAUCAUUGACCAGCACCUGUUGGACCAAGUGCUGGCCAGGACAGUCAGCCCCGAGGCACUCCUACUCAUGGACGGCGUCCGCAGGUACCUGUGCGGCCUGGGAGCUGUGGGCGGCGUGCGACUGCUGCCCUCCGGCCAGCGGCUCAGCCUCUAUCAGGCCAUGAGGCGGAAGCUGCUGGGGCCCAGUGUGGCUCUGGCCCUGCUAGAGGCUCAGGCAGCCACCGGAGCCAUCGUGGACCCUCACAGCCUGGAGAGCCUCUCGGUGGAUGAGGCCGUGCGCAGGGGUGUGGUGGGGCCGGAGCUGUAUGGCAGGCUGAAGCGGGCUGAGGGUGCCAUCACUGGCUUCAGAGACCCCUUCUCUGGGAAGCAGGUGUCUCUGUUCCAGGCCAUGAAGAAAGGUCUCAUCUCUUGGGAGCAAGCUGCCCGCCUCCUGGAGGCUCAGGUGGCCACGGGAGGGGUCAUUGACCCCACUGGCCACCACCACCUCCCCAUGCCAGUGGCCGUUCAGCGUGGCUGUGUUGACCAGGAGAUGGAGACAGCCUUGUCCAGCUCCUCCGAGACCUUCCCCACACCAGACGGCCGGGGGCACACCAGCUAUGCCAGGCUCCUGGAGCAGUGCCCCAGGGAUGAGGCUUCUGGCCUUCACCUCCUGCCCCUGCCAGAAAGUGCUCCUGCCCUCCCCACCGAGGAGCAAGUCCAGAAGAGCCUGCAGGCCAUGCCGGGGGCUGAGGACGGCACAUCCCUCUGGGACCUGCUCAGCUCCUGCCACUUCACUGAGGAGCAACGGAGGGGCAUGCUGGAGGAUGUGCAGGAGGGGAGGACCACUGUGCCACAGCUGUUAGCCUCUGUACAGAGGUGGCUACAGGAGACCAAGCUCCUGGCCCAAACCCACAUCAUGGUGCCCGGCCCGCGGGGUGAGGUUCCUGCCAUCUGGCUGCUGGAUGCUGGCAUCAUCACCCAGGAGACCCUUGAGGCCCUGGCUCAGGGCACGCAGUCACCUGCCCAGGUCGCUGAGCAGCCGGCAGUGAAGGCCUGCCUGUGGGGCACAGGCUGCGUGGCCGGUGUGCUGCUGCAGCCCUCUGGGGCCAAGCUCAGUAUCGCCCAGGCCAUGAAGGAUAGCCUCCUGCCCACAGGCCUGGGCCAGAGGCUGCUGGAAGCCCAGGUGGCAUCUGGCUUCCUUGUCGAUCCCCUGAACAACCAGAGACUGUCGGUGGAGGACGCAGUUAAGGUCGGCCUGGUGGGUAGGGAGCUGAGUGAGCAGCUUGGGCAGGCCGAGAGGGCAGUGGCUGGCUACCCAGAUCCCUACUCUGGGGGCUCCCUCUCUCUGUGGCAGGCCAUGGAGAAGGGGCUUGUGCCACAGAACGAGGGCUUGCCCCUCCUGCAGGUGCAGCUGGCCACAGGGGGUGUGGUGGACCCUGUCCACGGGGUGCACCUGCCCCAGGCAGCAGCCUGCAAACUCGGCCUUCUGGACACACAGACGAGCCAGGUGCUAACAGCAGUUGACAAGGACAACAAGUUCUUCUUUGACCCCAGUGCGCGGGACCAGGUGACCUACCAGCAGCUCAGGGAGCGCUGUGUGUGCGACUCCGAGACUGGUUUGUUGCUGCUGCCACUGCCCUCAGACACAGCACUUGAGGUGGACGACCACACCGUGGUGGCUCUUAGGGCCAUGAAGGUGCCCGUCAGCACAGGGAGGUUUAAGGGGUGUAGUGUGUCGCUCUGGGACCUGCUGCUCUCCGAGUACGUCUGUGCUGACAAGCGGCGGGAGCUGGUGGCACUCUGUCGGUCUGGGAGGGCUGCAGCCCUGCGGCAGGUGGUCAGCGUGGUCACUGCCCUGGUCGAGGAUGCAGAGAGGCAGCCCCUGCAGGCCACCUUCAGAGGGCUCCGGAAGCAGGUGUCAGCCAGGGACCUGUUCAGGGCACAGCUGAUCAGCAGGAAGACACUGGACGAGCUGAGCCAGGGGACGAUGACAGUGAAGGAGGUGGCGGAGAUGGAGAGCGUGAGGCAGUCCCUGGAGGGAGGCAAUUUCAUUGCCGGGGUCCUUGUGCAGGGCACCCAGGAGAGGAUGAGCAUCCCAGAAGCCCUGAGGAGGCACAUCCUGCGGCCUGGCACAGCUCUGGUACUGCUGGAGGCACAGGCAGCUACCGGCUUCAUCAUCGACCCCGUGGAGAACCAGAAGCUGACCGUGGAGGAAGCGUUCAAAGCAGGGAUGUUCGGCAAAGAAACCUACGUGAAGCUGCUGUCGGCCGAGCGCGCCGUUACUGGCUACACUGACCCCUACACCGGGCAGCAGAUCUCCCUCUUCCAGGCCAUGCAGAAAGGCCUCAUCAUCCGGGAGCACGGCAUCCGCCUGCUGGAGGCCCAGAUCGCCACAGGCGGCAUCAUCGACCCCGUGCACAGCCACCGUGUGCCCGUGGACGUGGCCUACCGGUGUGGUUACUUUGAUGAGGAGCUGAACCGCGUCCUGGCAGACCCCAGUGACGACACCAAGGGCUUCUUCGACCCCAACACACAUGAGAACCUCACGUACCUGCAGCUUCUGGAGCGCUGCGUGGAGGACCCCAAGACGGGCCUGUACCUGCUACAAAUCAUAAAGAAAGGAGAAACUUAUGUGUACAUCAGUGAGACCAUGAGACACGAGUUGCAAUCCAGAACUGCAAAAAUGCGCGUGGGGAGGUUUGCUGACCAGGUGGUCUCUUUCUGGGACUUGCUGUUCUCUCCAUACUUCACAGAGGACAGGAAGCGGGACCUCAUCCAGGAGUAUGGAACCCAGAGUGGGGGCCUGGAGAAAUUGCUGGAAAUCAUCACCAAGACAAUUGAAGAAACAGAGACGCAAAACCAAGGCAUCAAGGUGGCGGCCAUCAGAGGGGAGGUGACAGCUGCAGAGCUGUUCAACUCCGGGGUCAUCGAUCUGAAGACCCUGCACACACUUCGUGCGGGGAGGACUGGGGGACAAGCACUCAGCACACUGGAGUGUGUAAAGCCUUACCUGGAAGGCAGUGGCUACAUUGCAGGGGUGAUGGUGCCCUCCACCAGGGAGGUCAUGAGCCUUCAUGAGGCCAGCAGGAAGGAGCUCAUCCCUGUAGGAUUUGCGACUUGGCUGCUGGAGGCACAGGCCGCGACUGGGUUCCUCCUGGACCCCUGCACCCACCAGAGGCUCUCCGUGGACGAGGCUGUGGAUGUGGGCCUGGUGAGCGAGGAGCUGCGGGAGAGGCUCCUGAGGGCCGAAAGGGCUGCCACGGGCUACAGGGAUCCAGCUACGGGAGACACAAUCCCGCUGUUCCAGGCCAUGCAGAAGCAGCUCAUUGAGAAGGCAGAGGCACUGAGGCUGCUGGAGGUGCAGGUGGCCACGGGGGGUGUCAUCGACCCAUGGCACCACCACCGGCUCCCACUGGAAACCGCCUACAGACGUGGCUGUUUGAAAGAGGACAUCUAUGCGCUCAUUUCUAACGAGAAGCACAUGAGGAAACGGUUUGUGGACCCGAACACGCAGGAGAAGGUCUCCUACCGAGAGCUGCAGGAGAGGUGCCGCCCGCAAGAGGACACUGGCUGGCUGCUCUUCCCAGUGAACAAGGAUGCACGGAACUCCGACUACAUAGACGACGAGACAAGAAGGGCCCUGGAGGCAGAGAAAGUGGAAAUAACAGUGGGAAGGUUCAGAGGUAAGAAGCCAACACUGUGGGCACUGCUGAAUUCAGAAUACGUGACGGAGGAGAAGAAGCUCCAGCUGGUGAGGAUGUACAGAAUGGACACGAGCCGGGCACUGCAGAAGGUAGCACAUCAGAUCUCAGACAUGAUUGAGAAGCAUGAAAACAGCAACAAACAACUGUGGUUCCAAGGAAUUAGAAGACAGAUCACAGCCUCUGAACUCCUCAGCUCAGCCAUAAUCACGGAGGAAAUGCUCCGGGACCUGGAAACAGGGCGGAGCACAACACAAGAGCUCAGGGAGGACGACCGCAUCAAGCGCUACCUGGAGGGCACCAGCUGCAUCGCGGGCGUCCUGGUGCCCCCCAAGGACAAACCCGGCCGCCAGGAGAAGAUGAGCAUCUACCAGGCCAUGUGGAAGGGCAUGCUGCGGCCGGGCACGGCCCUGGUGCUGCUGGAGGCGCAGGCGGCCACCGGCUUCGUCAUCGACCCUGUGCGCAACCUGAGGCUGUCCGUGGAGGAGGCCGUGGCCACGGGCGUGGUGGGCGGCGAGAUCCAGGAGAAGCUGCUGUCGGCCGAGCGCGCCGUCACCGGCUACACCGACCCCUACACCGGGCAACAGAUCUCCCUCUUCCAGGCCAUGCAGAAGGACCUCAUCGUCCGGGAGCACGGCAUCCGCCUGCUGGAGGCCCAGAUCGCCACGGGCGGCGUCAUCGACCCCGUGCACAGCCACCGCGUGCCCGUGGACGUGGCCUACCGGCGAGGCUACUUCGACGAGGAGAUGAACCGCGUCCUGGCGGACCCCAGCGACGACACCAAGGGCUUCUUCGACCCCAACACGCACGAGAACCUCACGUACGUGCAGCUGCUGCGCCGCUGCGUGCGCGACCCGGACACCGGGCUCUACAUGCUGCAGCUGGCAGGCCAGGGCUCCGCCGUGCACCAGCUGAGCGAGGAGCUGCGCUGUGCCCUGCGGGACGCCCGCGUGACGCCAGGCUCGGGUGCCCUCCGGGGCCAGAGCGUCUCCGUCUGGGAGCUCCUCUUCUACCGCGAGGUGUCCGAGGACCGGCGCCAGGACCUGCUAAGCAGAUACCGGGCGGGCACGCUGAGCGUGGAGGAGCUGGGCGCCACCCUCACCUCGCUGCUGGCCCAGGCCGAGGCCGGGAGCCCGCGCAGAGACGCCCGGGAGGCCCUGUGUGCAGCCACCAUGGAGGUCAAGGUGGGCCGCCUCCGGGGGCGCGCAGUGCCUGUGUGGGACGUGCUGGCGUCCGGCUACGUGAGCGGGGCCGCCCGGGAGGAGCUGCUGGCCGAGUUUGGCUCGGGGACUCUGGCCUUGCCCGCACUGACCCGCCGGCUGACCGCCAUCAUCGAGGAGGCCGAGGAGGCCCCCAGGGCCCGGCCGCAGCUCCAGGACGCUUCGCGCGGCCCGCGGGAGCCAGGGCCAGCCGGGCAAGGGGACGGCGACUCGGGGCGCUCCCCGGGCAAGGGCGAGGGUGAGGCUGAGGAGGCCGCUGCCGCCGCCCGCCGCCAGGAGCAGACCCUGCGUGGUGCCACCAUGGAGGUGCAGCGCGGGCAGUUCCAGGGGCGGCCAGUCUCCGUCUGGGACGUCCUCUUCUCCUCAUACGUGAGCGAGGCCCGCCGAGACGAGCUUCUGGCCCAGCACGCGGCCGGCCUCCUGGGCCUGCCCGACCUCGUCACCGUCCUCACCCAGGUCAUCGAGGAGACCGAGGAGCGGCUCAGCAAGGUGUCCUUUCGAGGCCUGAGGCGCCAGGUGUCCGCCUCCGAGCUGCACACGUCUGGGAUCCUGGGCCCCGAGACCCUGCGGGACCUGGCCCAGGGCACUAAGACGCUGCAGGAGGUGACGGAGAUGGACUCGGUCAAGCGCUACCUGGAGGGCACCAGCUGCAUCGCGGGCGUCCUGGUGCCCACCAAGGACAAACCCGGCCGCCAGGAGAAGAUGAGCAUCUACCAGGCCAUGUGGAAGGGCGUGCUGCGGCCGGGCACGGCCCUGGUGCUGCUGGAGGCGCAGGCGGCCACCGGCUUCGUCAUCGACCCCGUGCGCAACCUGAGGCUGUCGGUGGAGGAGGCCGUGGCCGCGGGCGUGGUGGGCGGCGAGAUCCAGGAGAAGCUGCUGUCGGCCGAGCGCGCCGUCACCGGCUACACCGACCCCUACACCGGGCAGCAGAUCUCCCUCUUCCAGGCCAUGAAGAAGGACCUCAUCGUCCGGGAGCACGGCAUCCGCCUGCUGGAGGCCCAGAUCGCCACGGGCGGCGUCAUCGACCCCGUGCACAGCCACCGCGUGCCCGUGGACGUGGCCUACCGGCGCGGCUACUUCGACGAGGAGAUGAACCGCGUCCUGGCGGACCCCAGCGACGACACCAAGGGCUUCUUCGACCCCAACACGCACGAGAACCUCACGUACGUGCAGCUGCUGCGCCGCUGCGUGCGCGACCCGGACACCGGGCUCUACAUGCUGCAGCUGGCAGGCCAGGGCUCCGCCGUGCACCAGCUGAGCGAGGAGCUGCGCUGUGCCCUGCGGGACGCCCGCGUGACCCCAGGCUCGGGCGCCCUCCGGGGCCAGAGCGUCUCCGUCUGGGAGCUCCUCUUCUACCGCGAGGUGUCCGAGGACCGGCGCCAGGACCUGCUAAGCAGAUACCGGGCGGGCACGCUGAGCGUGGAGGAGCUGGGCGCCACCCUCACCUCGCUGCUGGCCCAGGCCGAGGCCGGGAGCCCGCGCAGAGACGCCCGGGAGGCCCUGUGUGCAGCCACCAUGGAGGUCAAGGUGGGCCGCCUCCGGGGGCGCGCAGUGCCUGUGUGGGACGUGCUGGCGUCCGGCUACGUGAGCGGGGCCGCCCGGGAGGAGCUGCUGGCCGAGUUUGGCUCGGGGACUCUGGCCUUGCCCGCACUGACCCGCCGGCUGACCGCCAUCAUCGAGGAGGCCGAGCAGGCCCCCGGGGCCCGGCCGCAGCUCCAGGACGCUUCGCGCGGCCCGCGGGAGCCAGGGCCAGCCUGGCAAGGGGACGGCGACUCGGGGCGCUCCCCGGGCGAGGGGGAGGGUGAGGCUGAGGAGGCCGCUGCCGCCGCCCGCCGCCAGGAGCAGACCCUGCGUGGUGCCACCAUGGAGGUGCAGCGCGGGCAGUUCCAGGGGCGGCCGGUCUCCGUCUGGGAUGUCCUCUUCUCCUCAUACGUGAGCGAGGCCCGCCGAGACGAGCUCCUGGCCCAGCACGCGGCCGGCCUCCUGGGCCUGCCCGACCUCGUCACCGUCCUCACCCAGGUCAUCGAGGAGACCGAGGAGCGGCUCAGCAAGGUGUCCUUUCGAGGCCUGAGGCGCCAGGUGUCCGCCUCCGAGCUGCACACGUCUGGGAUCCUGGGCCCCGAGACCCUGCGGGACCUGGCCCAGGGCACUAAGACGCUGCAGGAGGUGACGGAGAUGGACUCGGUCAAGCGCUACCUGGAGGGCACCAGCUGCAUCGCGGGCGUCCUGGUGCCCACCAAGGACAAACCCGGCCGCCAGGAGAAGAUGAGCAUCUACCAGGCCAUGUGGAAGGGGGUGCUGCGGCCGGGCACGGCCCUGGUGCUGCUGGAGGCGCAGGCGGCCACCGGCUUCGUCAUCGACCCCGUGCGCAACCUGAGGCUGUCGGUGGAGGAGGCCGUGGCCGCGGGCGUGGUGGGCGGCGAGAUCCAGGAGAAGCUGCUGUCGGCCGAACGCGCCGUCACCGGCUACACCGACCCCUACACCGGGCAGCAGAUCUCCCUCUUCCAGGCCAUGCAGAAGGACCUCAUUGUCCGGGAGCACGGCAUCCGCCUGCUGGAGGCCCAGAUCGCCACGGGCGGCGUCAUCGACCCCGUGCACAGCCACCGCGUGCCCGUGGACGUGGCCUACCGGCGCGGCUACUUCGACGAGGAGAUGAACCGCGUCCUGGCGGACCCCAGCGACGACACCAAGGGCUUCUUCGACCCCAACACGCACGAGAACCUCACGUACGUGCAGCUGCUGCGCCGCUGCGUGCGCGACCCGGACACAGGGCUCUACAUGCUGCAGCUGGCAGGCCAGGGCUCCGCCGUGCACCAGCUGAGCGAGGAGCUGCGCUGUGCCCUGCGGGACGCCCGCGUGACCCCAGGCUCGGGCGCCCUCCGGGGCCAGAGCGUCUCCGUCUGGGAGCUCCUCUUCUACCGCGAGGUGUCCGAGGACCGGCGCCAGGACCUACUAAGCAGAUACCGGGCGGGCACGCUGAGCGUGGAGGAGCUGGGCGCCACCCUCACCUCGCUGCUGGUCCAGGCGCAGGCCGAGGCCGGGAGCCCGCGCCCAGACCCCCAGGAGGCCCUGCGUGCAGCCACCAUGGAGGUCAAGGUGGGCCGCCUCCGGGGGCGCGCGGUGCCCGUGUGGGACGUGCUGGCGUCCGGCUACGUGAGCGGGGCCGCCCGGGAGGAGCUGCUGGCCGAGUUUGGCUCGGGGACUCUGGCCUUGCCCGCACUGACCCGCCGGCUGACUGCCAUCAUCGAGGAGGCCGAGGAGGCCCCAGGGGCCCGGCCGCAGCUCCAGGACGCCUCGUGCGGCCCGCGGGAGCUAGGGCCAGCCGGGCAAGGGGACGGCGACUCGGGGCGCUCCCCGGGCCAGGGCGAGGGUGAGGGCGAGGCCGAGGAGGCUGCUGUCGCCGCCCGCCACCAGGAGCAGACCCUGCGUGGUGCCACCAUGGAGGUGCAGCGCGGGCAGUUCCAGGGGCGGCCGGUCUCCGUCUGGGACGUCCUCUUCUCCUCGUACCUGAGCGAGGCCCGCCGAGACGAGCUCCUGGCCCAGCACGCGGCCGGCAUCCUGGGCCUGCCUGACCUCAUCACCGUCCUCACCCGGGUCAUCGAGGAGACCGAGGAGCGGCUCAGCAAGGUGUCCUUUCGAGGCCUGAGGCGCCAGGUGUCCGCCUCCGAGCUGCACACGUCUGGGAUCCUGGGCCCCGAGACCCUGCGGGACCUGGCCCAGGGCACUAAGACGCUGCAGGAGGUGACGGAGAUGGACUCGGUCAAGCGCUACCUGGAGGGCACCAGCUGCAUCGCGGGCGUCCUGGUGCCCGCCAAGGACAAACCCGGCCGCCAGGAGAAGAUGAGCAUCUACCAGGCCAUGUGGAAGGGCGUGCUGCGGCCGGGCACGGCCCUGGUGCUGCUGGAGGCGCAGGCGGCCACCGGCUUCGUCAUCGACCCCGUGCGCAACCUGAGUCUGUCCGUGGAGGAGGCCGUGGCCGCGGGCGUGGUGGGCGGCGAGAUCCAGGAGAAGCUGCUGUCGGCCGAGCGCGCCGUCACCGGCUACACCGACCCCUACACCGGGCAGCAGAUCUCCCUCUUCCAGGCCAUGCAGAAGGACCUCAUCGUCCGGGAGCACGGCAUCCGCCUGCUGGAGGCCCAGAUCGCCACGGGCGGCGUCAUCGACCCCGUGCACAGCCACCGCGUGCCCGUGGACGUGGCCUACCGGCGCGGCUACUUCGACGAGGAGAUGAACCGCGUCCUGGCGGACCCCAGCGACGACACCAAGGGCUUCUUCGACCCCAACACACACGAGAACCUCACGUACGUGCAGCUGCUGCGCCGCUGCGUGCGCGACCCGGACACCGGGCUCUACAUGCUGCAGCUGGCAGGCCAGGGCUCCGCCGUGCACCAGCUGAGCGAGGAGCUGCGCUGUGCCCUGCGGGACGCCCGCGUGACCCCAGGCUCGGGCGCCCUCCGGGGCCAGAACGUCUCCAUCUGGGAGCUCCUCUUCUACCGCGAGGUGUCCGAGGACCGGCGCCAGGACCUACUAAGCAGAUACCGGGCGGGCACGCUGAGCGUGGAGGAGCUGGGCGCCACCCUCACCUCGCUGCUGGUCCAGGCGCAGGCCGAGGCCGGGAGCCCGCGCCCAGACCCCCAGGAGGCCCUGCGUGCAGCCACCAUGGAGGUCAAGGUGGGCCGCCUCCGGGGGCGCGCGGUGCCCGUGUGGGACGUGCUGGCGUCCGGCUACGUGAGCGGGGCCGCCCGGGAGGAGCUGCUGGCCGAGUUUGGCUCGGGGACUCUGGCCUUGCCCGCACUGACCCGCCGGCUGACUGCCAUCAUCGAGGAGGCCGAGGAGGCCCCAGGGGCCCGGCCGCAGCUCCAGGACGCCUCGUGCGGCCCGCGGGAGCUAGGGCCAGCCGGGCAAGGGGACGGCGACUCAGGGCACUCCCCGGGCCAGGGCCAGGGUGAGGGCGAGGCCGAGGAGGCUACUGUCGCCGCCCGCCACCAGGAGCAGACCCUGCGUGGUGCCACCAUGGAGGUGCAGCGCGGGCAGUUCCAGGGGCGGCCGGUCUCCGUCUGGGACGUCCUCUUCUCCUCGUACCUGAGCGAGGCCCGCCGAGACGAGCUCCUGGCCCAGCACGCGGCCGGCAUCCUGGGCCUGCCCGACCUCGUCACCGUCCUCACCCGGGUCAUCGAGGAGACCGAGGAGCGGCUCAGCAAGGUGUCCUUUCGAGGCCUGAGGCGCCAGGUGUCCGCCUCCGAGCUGCACACGUCUGGGAUCCUGGGCCCCGAGACCCUGCGGGACCUGGCCCAGGGCACUAAGACGCUGCAGGAGGUGACAGAGAUGGACUCGGUCAAGCGCUACCUGGAGGGCACCAGCUGCAUCGCCGGCGUCCUGGUGCCCGCCAAGGACAAACCCGGCCGCCAGGAGAAGAUGAGCAUCUACCAGGCCAUGUGGAAGGGCGUGCUGCGGCCGGGCACGGCCCUGGUGCUGCUGGAGGCGCAGGCGGCCACCGGCUUCGUCAUCGACCCCGUGCGCAACCUGAGGCUGUCCGUGGAGGAGGCCGUGGCCGCGGGCGUGGUGGGCGGCGAGAUCCAGGAGAAGCUGCUGUCGGCCGAGCGCGCCGUCACCGGCUACACCGACCCCUACACCGGGCAGCAGAUCUCCCUCUUCCAGGCCAUGCAGAAGGACCUCAUCGUCCGGGAGCACGGCAUCCGCCUGCUGGAGGCCCAGAUCGCCACGGGCGGCGUCAUCGACCCCGUGCACAGCCACCGCGUGCCCGUGGACGUGGCCUACAGGCGCGGCUACUUCGACGAGGAGAUGAACCGCGUCCUGGCGGACCCCAGCGACGACACCAAGGGCUUCUUCGACCCCAACACGCACGAGAACCUCACGUACGUGCAGCUGCUGCGCCGCUGCGUGCGCGACCCGGACACAGGGCUCUACAUGCUGCAGCUGGCAGGCCAGGGCUCCGCCGUGCACCAGCUGAGCGAGGAGCUGCGCUGUGCCCUGCGGGACGCCCGCGUGACGCCAGGCUCGGGCGCCCUCCGGGGCCAGAGCGUCUCCAUCUGGGAGCUCCUCUUCUACCGCGAGGUGUCCGAGGACCGGCGCCAGGACCUACUAAGCAGAUACCGGGCGGGCACGCUGAGCGUGGAGGAGCUGGGCGCCACCCUCACCUCGCUGCUGGUCCAGGCGCAGGCCGAGGCCGGGAGCCCGCGCCCAGACCCCCAGGAGGCCCUGCGUGCAGCCACCAUGGAGGUCAAGGUGGGCCGCCUCCGGGGGCGCGCGGUGCCCGUGUGGGACGUGCUGGCGUCCGGCUACGUGAGCGGGGCCGCCCGGGAGGAGCUGCUGGCCGAGUUUGGCUCGGGGACUCUGGCCUUGCCCGCACUGACCCGCCGGCUGACUGCCAUCAUCGAGGAGGCCGAGGAGGCCCCAGGGGCCCGGCCGCAGCUCCAGGACGCCUCGCGCGGCCCGCGGGAGCUAGGGCCAGCCGGGCAAGGGGACGGCGACUCGGGGCGCUCCCCGGGCCAGGGCGAGGGUGAGGGCGAGGCCGAGGAGGCUGCUGUCGCCGCCCGCCACCAGGAGCAGACCCUGCGUGGUGCCACCAUGGAGGUGCAGCGCGGGCAGUUCCAGGGGCGGCCGGUCUCCGUCUGGGACGUCCUCUUCUCCUCGUACCUGAGCGAGGCCCGCCGAGACGAGCUCCUGGCCCAGCAUGCGGCCGGCAUCCUGGGCCUGCCCGACCUCAUCACCGUCCUCACCCGGGUCAUCGAGGAGACCGAGGAGCGGCUCAGCAAGGUGUCCUUUCGAGGCCUGAGGCGCCAGGUGUCCGCCUCCGAGCUGCACACGUCUGGGAUCCUGGGCCCCGAGACCCUGCGGGACCUGGCCCAGGGCACUAAGACGCUGCAGGAGGUGACGGAGAUGGACUCGGUCAAGCGCUACCUGGAGGGCACCAGCUGCAUCGCGGGCGUCCUGGUGCCCGCCAAGGACGAACCCGGCCGCCAGGAGAAGAUGAGCAUCUACCAGGCCAUGUGGAAGGGCGUGCUGCGGCCGGGCACGGCCCUGGUGCUGCUGGAGGCGCAGGCGGCCACCGGCUUCGUCAUCGACCCCGUGCGCAACCUGAGGCUGUCCGUGGAGGAGGCCGUGGCCGCGGGCGUGGUGGGCGGCGAGAUCCAGGAGAAGCUGCUGUCGGCCGAGCGCGCCGUCACCGGCUACACCGACCCCUACACCGGGCAGCAGAUCUCCCUCUUCCAGGCCAUGCAGAAGGACCUCAUCGUCCGGGAGCACGGCAUCCGCCUGCUGGAGGCCCAGAUCGCCACGGGCGGCGUCAUCGACCCCGUGCACAGCCACCGCGUGCCCGUGGACGUGGCCUACAGGCGCGGCUACUUCGACGAGGAGAUGAACCGCGUCCUGGCGGACCCCAGCGACGACACCAAGGGCUUCUUCGACCCCAACACGCACGAGAACCUCACGUACGUGCAGCUGCUGCGCCGCUGCGUGCGCGACCCGGACACAGGGCUCUACAUGCUGCAGCUGGCAGGCCAGGGCUCCGCCGUGCACCAGCUGAGCGAGGAGCUGCGCUGUGCCCUGCGGGACACCCGCGUGACGCCAGGCUCGGGCGCCCUCCGGGGCCAGAGCGUCUCCGUCUGGGAGCUCCUCUUCUACCGCGAGGUGUCCGAGGACCGGCGCCAGGACCUACUAAGCAGAUACCGGGCGGGCACGCUGAGCGUGGAGGAGCUGGGCGCCACCCUCACCUCGCUGCUGGUCCAGGCGCAGGCCGAGGCCGGGAGCCCGCGCCCAGACCCCCAGGAGGCCCUGCGUGCAGCCACCAUGGAGGUCAAGGUGGGCCGCCUCCGGGGGCGCGCGGUGCCCGUGUGGGACGUGCUGGCGUCCGGCUACGUGAGCGGGGCCGCCCGGGAGGAGCUGCUGGCCGAGUUUGGCUCGGGGACUCUGGCCUUGCCCGCACUGACCCGCCGGCUGACUGCCAUCAUCGAGGAGGCCGAGGAGGCCCCAGGGGCCCGGCCGCAGCUCCAGGACGCCUCGCGCGGCCCGCGGGAGCUAGGGCCAGCCGGGCAAGGGGACGGCGACUCAGGGCGCUCCCCGGGCCAGGGCGAGGGUGAGGGCGAGGCCGAGGAGGCUGCUGUCGCCGCCCGCCACCAGGAGCAGACCCUGCGUGGUGCCACCAUGGAGGUGCAGCGCGGGCAGUUCCAGGGGCGGCCGGUCUCCGUCUGGGACGUCCUCUUCUCCUCGUACCUGAGCGAGGCCCGCCGAGACGAGCUCCUGGCCCAGCAUGCGGCCGGCAUCCUGGGCCUGCCCGACCUCAUCACCGUCCUCACCCGGGUCAUCGAGGAGACCGAGGAGCGGCUCAGCAAGGUGUCCUUUCGAGGCCUGAGGCGCCAGGUGUCCGCCUCCGAGCUGCACACGUCUGGGAUCCUGGGCCCCGAGACCCUGCGGGACCUGGCCCAGGGCACUAAGACGCUGCAGGAGGUGACGGAGAUGGACUCGGUCAAGCGCUACCUGGAGGGCACCAGCUGCAUCGCGGGCGUCCUGGUGCCCGCCAAGGACGAACCCGGCCGCCAGGAGAAGAUGAGCAUCUACCAGGCCAUGUGGAAGGGCGUGCUGCGGCCGGGCACGGCCCUGGUGCUGCUGGAGGCGCAGGCGGCCACCGGCUUCGUCAUCGACCCCGUGCACAACCUGAGGCUGUCCGUGGAGGAGGCCGUGGCCGCGGGCGUGGUGGGCGGCGAGAUCCGGGAGAAGCUGCUGUCGGCCGAGCGCGCCGUCACCGGCUACACCGACCCCUACACCGGGCAGCAGAUCUCCCUCUUCCAGGCCAUGCAGAAGGACCUCAUCGUCCGGGAGCACGGCAUCCGCCUGCUGGAGGCCCAGAUCGCCACGGGCGGCGUCAUCGACCCCGUGCACAGCCACCGCGUGCCCGUGGACGUGGCCUACCGGCGCGGCUACUUCGACGAGGAGAUGAACCGCGUCCUGGCGGACCCCGGCGAUGACACCAAGGGCUUCUUCGACCCCAACACGCACGAGAACCUCACGUACGUGCAGCUGCUGCAGAGGGCCACUCUUGACCCUGAGACAGGGCUCCUGUUUCUUUCUCUCUCUCUGAAGUGACUGGGCUUCCUCUGCAAUUUUCUGCAACUCUGGAGAAGCUGUGGCGUAAUCUAGUGUCUGUUUUUUUUUUUCUCAUUCUUUGAUUUUCUUGUUUUACCCGUUGGUUAUCUGUGGAAAAGGUUUUAAGUUAUUAUGUGACAGUAACUUUUUCUUUGUCCAUCAAAGUGUUUCAUAAUUUUUUUGGUGUGUUGUCUGAGUCCUCUCCGUGUCAUUUGGUUUUACUUUUCACUCCUUUUUGAUUUUCAGAAUAUUUUUCUGUCCAUUUUGGAUUCCCUGUCCCCAUUUUACGGAAGGUCACUCUUUAGACUCUCAGUCCAUCGUGCCGUCAGGUGCUCUUUUGUUGCUAUGUGAUUCUUGUUACAUGCAGUUAUCUCCCUUAUGAUGUGCUCUUCAUGUUCAUUGUCAAACUCAUUUUCCAUCAGACAUCUACUAUUUAGUUCUCUGGCUCAAUUUCAGUCCUCCUCCCCGGCCUUUUCACCUGCUGCUGUGCCAGCCCAAAGCAUGGGCGUUAUUCUGCUGGCUGCUCCACCUUAGAGGUCCGACCUCACCAGCACUGACUGAGAGCGUCUGUUGUGGAGAAGUACCUUUGGUAGUAAUUUACUAGGAAAAAUUCUGAACACAUAAGACACAAAUGAAACUCUUGUGUUUGAUUUCAGGUUUUUGAAGGUUCAAUCACCAAUCUUCAUACCCUUAAUACAACCUUCAUACCCUUAAACAAGGGAAGUAAGCCGUCCAAAAUCCAGGGUUCCCAGCGCCAUAUCUCAGAAUCGUAUGCACAGAGAUUGCAGUUAAGUCUUGCUCAAAGAUUCCUGGGAGAACCAAGAAGUUUCGUUGUUAAUAGAAGUGUGGCGAUUCUAGCAGGUGACAAAGAACAAGCCCUUGCUAGUCCCCCCUUCAUUUACUCCACACAUGGGUUGCCUGUGGCGUCUGGGCCGCUUGCUCUCCAAUGGUAGCAAAACACAGCAAGAAUCCAUGGUUUCUGCCUGGUGGCUGUGUGUGGCUGGCCUCCUGGGGGCCUGCGGGCUGAGCGUGGACGCCGUGGAGGACACUCCCUGUGCUGGACUGGCUGGAGCAAGGGCAGAUAGAGCAGACGGGGCUUGGACAUUUGGGAUGAAGAGCUGGUGGCCUCAGGGCUGAAAUGACACGUGGGCAACUCAUCAAAAUGUGCCUCCCAUGCUCUAGAGAAAAUCCCUGCCAGGGUCUGCGUGGCCUUUGCAGGAGCAUCUGGCCCAUCUGGAGGUGGGCUUGAGGGGACGGGGCCACAAGGAAAUAGAAACGGUAGUGAGGUUCACAUGUGCUAACAUUCACAGAUGUCAAAGUAGUCCCUCGGCACGAUCCACUUAAUAGCUGUCUUCCAGGUUUUAUAACUGUCUUGAGUAAGACCACGUACAACAGGCCGGGCGCGGUGGCUCAAGCCUGUAAUCCCAGCACUUUGGGAGGCCGAGACGGGCGGAUC
Rhinopithecus roxellana (golden snub-nosed monkey) is the source of this 18148-nucleotide messenger RNA. RefSeq names its product epiplakin 1 (gene EPPK1). Gene Ontology annotation, molecular function: structural molecule activity; keratin filament binding. Gene Ontology annotation, cellular component: keratin filament; membrane; cell junction. Bases 1 to 16692 code for a protein of 5563 amino acids. The transcript has a single exon. Gene Ontology annotation, biological process: wound healing; intermediate filament bundle assembly. The record is from RefSeq and is a predicted model, not a curated record. NCBI's taxonomy places the organism in Eukaryota, Metazoa, Chordata, Mammalia, Primates, Cercopithecidae.